This is a messenger RNA of Alligator sinensis (Chinese alligator), 237 nucleotides long. Its product is annotated as receptor expression-enhancing protein 5-like. Lineage: Eukaryota; Metazoa; Chordata; Crocodylia; Alligatoridae. The record is from RefSeq and is a predicted model, not a curated record. The annotation marks the transcript as partial. The transcript has 2 exons.
GCAGGCUCCAUCACCUUCGUGGGACUCUACCUCGUCUUCGGCUAUGGCGCCUCACUGCUCUGCAACCUCAUCGGCUUCGCCUACCCUGCCUACGUCUCCAUCAAAGCCAUCGAGAGCUCCAGCAAGGAGGACGACACCACGUGGCUGACGUACUGGGUGGUGUACGGCGUCUUCAGCGUGGCCGAGUUCUUCUCCGACAUCUUCCUCUACUGGUUACCGUUUUACUACUUUGGAAAG